CGCCUUUGCCGCAAGAAGUCGCCCGGUUUAAAAAGGCCCGCGGGGCUGCGGGCUCUAGAGGGCGAGCAAGGUGACGACGCUUCAGGCGCCGAGAGCCAUGAAGUCGGCCCUGGUGCUGCUGGCCGCGUGGCUGGCGCUGACCGCCUAUUACGUCUACCUGCCGCUCCCCAGCACCGUCUCCCAGCCUUGGGGUCUCAUGAUGCUGAACGCGGCUUUCCGGGUCGUGCAACGAUCGUGCGACCUCGGUCAUUACAUAGGAGUGGGCCACCAUGCAAAAUUGCUAAAUAAUUUUGUUGGUUGGUUGGAUAGCCUGAAUAUGCCAUCUUCAAGACAUCUGAAGAUAACAGAUACCCUAUUUGAUGGUGUAGAGGUCCGAGUGUAUCAGCCAGAUACACAGGUCAGCCAGAAGACAUUACAUCGCAGCAUCAUCUACAUCCAUGGAGGAGGAUGGGCUUUGUUAAGUACAAAAAGAGGCACCUAUAAUCAUCUCUGUGAGAUUAUGGCUGAAUCUCUGGAUGCUGUAGUUGUCUCAAUUGAUUACAGGUUAGUGCCAGAUUUCCACUUCCCGGCACAGUUUGAUGAUGUCCUCCGAGCCAGCAAACAUUUUCUGCUGCCAGAUGUCCUAGCUCAAUAUUCUGUUGAUCCCACCAGAAUCGCAAUUUCUGGUGAUAGCGCGGGAGGCAACCUGGCUGCUGCUGUGUGCCAAGAGAUAAGUCAAGAGGAGAACAUGACCAAUAGAUUUAAACUUCAGGCCCUAAUCUAUCCUGUCCUUCAGCCUUUUGAUUUUAAUACUCCUUCAUACCAACAGAACAAACUCAGCCCGAUCCUCUCACGCUUAGUGAUGGUGGAGUUCUGGAUAGAAUAUUUCAAUGGAAGUUAUGAUUUUGUCCAGCCCAUGUUGAUGAACAAUCAUACAUCUCUGGAUGUGAGCGAGGCUAAUUCCUUCAGAGACCGACUAGACUGGACUUUUCUCCUGCCUUCAAGAUUCAGGAAGGAUUACAAGCCCGUAAUUCACACCGUAGGGAAAUCUGAAAUCAUCCAGAAUAUUCCUGGCCUAUUAGAUGUCCAUGCAGUUCCGCUUCUGGCUGAAAAAGAGCUUUUACGCCUGCAGCCCAAAAGUUAUAUUAUGACUUGUGAGAUCGAUAUUCUGAGAGAUGAUGGUCUCAUGUAUGCCAAGCGGUUAGAGAAAGCAGGUGUGGACGUCACUAUUGACCACUUUGAAGACUGUUUUCAUGGCUGCAUGCUCUUCACCAUUUGGCCACUUAAUUUUUCUGCAGGACUUCACACCAGAGACAGCUAUUUCAAGUGGCUGAAUGAAAACUUGUGAACAGAGAUAGAUCAGUCUCUAGAAAAGCAAUUCGUGCUGCUGAUUUGAAGACAUCGCUAGAGAAUUUCCAGUACAGGAUAGCAUGCUGCCCUUUACAUCUUCUGUGACCCAUGAUUUAUGGAGAAAAGUCUUGUGUAAUCUCCAGAAUCCAAUUCUAAAUGUAGUUGCAAGGAAAUAAAUCUGGUCUUAGUGGAGGCAGUAGAAAAAGGUGGCUAAAUAAUCCAUACCCCUGCAGACUACAAGACAAAAAUGUUCUCUGUGAAUAUAGUUUUAUAUAAAAGUUUCUUCAAGAAGAACAUUGACAAAUCAGUGAAAAAACCAAUCAUUCCUAACCUUGAUUUCCUACAUUGAAUUUCUACAUACAAGAAGAAUUUCUUCUCCCUAUGGGUAUUCAUGAGGAAUGAAGCAAAGGGAUGCGUACAUGACAUCAUUGCAUAUUUAUAUCCGAUAGCAAAAUGCCAGUGGAUCCAUCAGAAUGCCAAAUGGCCUUCAAUUUGGCAUAAUUAUAUAUUGCUGCAAAUGUUACUGCUUCCCCACCCCCCCAAAAAAGUAGAGAGGGCAUAGUUCAUUGUUAAAGGAUAUGUUUUGAAUGCAGAAGGAUCCAAAUUCAUUCCAUCUCUAGAAGUAUGCAAAAUAAUCCAUUCUUGGUAAUAAAAGCUCACUGGAA
Molecule: messenger RNA, 1994 nt
Organism: Protobothrops mucrosquamatus (brown spotted pit viper)
Lineage: Eukaryota; Metazoa; Chordata; Lepidosauria; Squamata; Viperidae
Gene: NCEH1
Product: neutral cholesterol ester hydrolase 1
Exons: 5
Coding region: 98-1327 (409 amino acids)
Cellular component (GO): membrane
Molecular function (GO): carboxylic ester hydrolase activity
Source: RefSeq, a predicted model, not a curated record